Molecule: messenger RNA, 843 nt
Organism: Cladophialophora psammophila CBS 110553
Lineage: Eukaryota; Fungi; Ascomycota; Eurotiomycetes; Chaetothyriales; Herpotrichiellaceae
Exons: 4
Coding region: 1-843 (280 amino acids)
Cellular component (GO): intracellular anatomical structure
Molecular function (GO): oxidoreductase activity, acting on NAD(P)H, oxygen as acceptor
Source: RefSeq, a predicted model, not a curated record
AUGUCCCAAGCAGGUCAGUUCCCGGAGGCUUCGAUCCUGAACAAAUUCCUUCUUAAGGGGAAGAACAUCGUCAUCACUGGCGGCUCGCGCGGCUUAGGCUUCAACUUCGCCUACACGCUGGCCCAAGUUGGAGCCAACAUCGCGGUGAUCGACCUCAGCGAGCACCCAUCGGAGGACAUGGCCAAGCUGGAACCCUUUGGCGGCAAGUACAGAUACUACCAGGCCGACGUGGUAGACUACCAGCUGUUGAAAAACACGGUCGAUAGGAUACAUGCGGAUUUUGGGAGUAUUGAUGGAUGGCAAGGACCCCCCCUCUCCCUGCUCUGUUCUGCUCUGCUCCUGUGCAUACCGGCCGCGGGAAUCAUUCGCGACAAGCCGUUCCUGGAACACACGGAGAAGGAUUUCAGAGAUACCAUGGACGUUAAUGUAAACGGCGUCUUUUUCACCGUGCAACACUGCACGGCGAAAAUGGCGCAGCAAGGGACCGGCGGCACCGUCGUCUGCAUAGCCUCGACGGCAGGCCACAAGUCGCUGGCGCCGCAGGAAAUCGCAGCGUACACGGCGUCGAAAUACGCCGUCCGAGGCAUUGCGAAGCACGUCGCGCACGAGCUGGCGAAAUAUGGCAUCCGUGUCAACUCUAUCAGUCCAGGGACCGUGCAGACCGACAUGUUGGAAUCCGUGAUGCGCCAGAACCCCAGCAGGCGGAAACUCUUCCUCGAGAGCAACGCGCUGGGCCGGCUGGCAGCCCCGGAUGAGCUGUCGGGAAUGGUGCUAUACCUCAUGAGCGAGGCCAGCAGUUACACGACCGGGCAAGACUUUUUGGUCGACGGCGGGAUGGUCUGA